CCUCCACCGCACGGGAUGGAAAUUAGUCUUCCGGUGGAACUGAACUGGGCUAACGAAAGUAAUAAAAAAAUGAUCAUCAACAGUAGUGCAAGGUGUGUGGUGACGGUGUUGCUAGCCUGUCUAGCUGUUGCGUCCGGGGUACGCUUUCACCUGAGUGAGCAGAAUGACAUUCUACCGAGCAGUUCUGUGCGACGACCGUUCUACGUGGGGGCUCGCAUCGUGGGAGGAUCGGUGGCGGCGGAAGGACAAUUCCCGCAUCAGGUCGCAUUACUCCGAUCGAACGCACUGACCUGUGGAGGAUCGCUGAUCGAUAGUCGCUGGGUACUGACGGCGGCACACUGUGUUUAUAAUGGUGGAGCUCUUGUUCCAGCAUCGGCGAUCGUAGUCUUAGCUGGCUCUGUUAGCCUGAGCAGUGGAGUACGACGUGCCGUGGCGAGAGUGAUACCGCACGAACGGUACGGUAACUUCCAGAACGAUGUGGCGCUUUUGCAGCUGCAGCAGUCACUGCCCAGUUCGACCUAUAUCCGACCAAUCUCCUUGCGCACGACCAAUGUGCCAGCGGGCAGCGAGAUCGUUAUCUCUGGCUGGGGCCGUAUUUAUCAAGGUGGUCCAACAUCAACGCUGCUUCGAUACAAUCGCGCCACCGUAAUUCCGGAUCAACAGUGCCGUGCUGCUACCGGUAUUUCGAGCGGACUCAUCUGCUUUACCUCACCGGCUAACAAUGGUGCCUGCAAUGGUGAUUCUGGCGGUCCGGCCGUACUGAACAAUCAGCUCGUCGGCGUUGCUAACUUUAUCAUCAACUACUGUGGGUCUAGCAGCCCCGACGGCUACGCGAAGGUGUCCGACUUUGUACCCUGGAUUCAAUCCACGAUGCGCCGUUAUUAGUCAUGCCGCGGCGCGGUGCUGUGCUGUGAUGAUUUGCCAAAACGAGGCAGCGAGCGCGAGCGAGGGGCAAAAACAAAUGUGAUGGGAAAAUAUUUGUUCACUGACGUCUGUUUGCGAGUGUGGACCGGAAAAUAAUUGUAACGCAUCGUUGUUUGCAAGCUGCACGCGCGUGGGCAUGUUUGGUACAAUCCCUUGCGUUGUUGGUAGCUUGGGUGAUGUCUGACAAUUUUAGAAAGAAACCAUGUAAAUAAAUCGGGGAAUGGAAUUUUUUAUUUGCGUAAAAUAACGAAGACACAAGAAUGCGAAGUCUUUGUCCAUUCGAACUUUCGACUUGCGUGCUUAUUAAGCGCUUAAAACAAAUUAGCUAGGUAACACCUUCUGCGGUUCUUAAGAUUUGUUCUUAGGUGAAAGUAUUUGUUGAUAAAUAAUUGUUUCGGUGCUUCGUUGUCAUUUAUUGGGAAUUAAUAAUAACAUUUGAACGACAAUAAAUAUUGGCUUUGUAUAAAAGUUCACAAUAAAAACUUUAAUAAGUACAUUUAACAUUUCAUACGAAUUAUGACGCUUUUCUUAACGCAAAAAUU
This is a messenger RNA of Anopheles moucheti, 1466 nucleotides long. Its product is annotated as serine protease SP24D-like. Gene Ontology annotation, molecular function: serine-type endopeptidase activity. The coding region runs from base 16 to 885 and encodes 289 amino acids. Lineage: Eukaryota; Metazoa; Arthropoda; Insecta; Diptera; Culicidae. The transcript is spliced from 3 exons. Gene Ontology annotation, biological process: proteolysis. The record is from RefSeq and is a predicted model, not a curated record.